Messenger RNA from Trichoderma gamsii, 279 nucleotides. RefSeq lists its product as hypothetical. The record is from RefSeq and is a predicted model, not a curated record. The transcript is spliced from 2 exons. Gene Ontology annotation, cellular component: mitochondrial small ribosomal subunit. The coding region runs from base 1 to 279 and encodes 92 amino acids. Gene Ontology annotation, molecular function: structural constituent of ribosome. Lineage: Eukaryota; Fungi; Ascomycota; Sordariomycetes; Hypocreales; Hypocreaceae. Gene Ontology annotation, biological process: mitochondrial translation.
AUGUCAGGGAGCGCAAAGGCCAUUCGUCUCCCCCCGCUGAAAACGCUGCGGGUGCACAAUCCCAAGCGCCAGCCCGAGAACCCUUGUAUCGCCAUCAUGUCCAGCGUCCUCGCGUGCUGGGCUUCAGCAGGCUUCAACGCCUCCGGCUGCGCCGCCAUCGAGAACCAGCUCCGAAGAUGCAUGGACGGCCCAGCGCCCCCUCCCGCGCCGGCGAAUACAAUCAACUACCACUUGUCGCGGAUGCAGAAAUACGUUACGAGCCCGAAGAAGCAGAAAUAA